Coccinella septempunctata (seven-spotted ladybird) is the source of this 1903-nucleotide messenger RNA. Its product is annotated as multiple inositol polyphosphate phosphatase 1-like. The transcript is spliced from 9 exons. The coding region runs from base 314 to 1681 and encodes 455 amino acids. Lineage: Eukaryota; Metazoa; Arthropoda; Insecta; Coleoptera; Coccinellidae. The record is from RefSeq and is a predicted model, not a curated record. Gene Ontology annotation, molecular function: acid phosphatase activity; inositol phosphate phosphatase activity.
CCUGUGAAAAUUAAGUUAUUUCUGUGAUAUUUCCACAGGUUUCCCCCAUUCCCCCUAAAUAAAAUUGGAAAGAGUAAAUAUCCGAUGUGAAAAUAGGGAUCAAAGUUUAAAAAAGGUUCCCCUAGAUGUUGGAAUUUAUUUCCAGAUUACAGAAUGAUUUAAUUCUAAAUUUACGUUAGGUGGGAUAUUCCAAAGGAUAACGGUAUUUCUGGUUAAACAAGUUGUGAAUAGCAGCUAUAAAUUUUGUUGCCAGCAAAUGAGUCUCAUAUUCAAGUAAUUUUCAAUAGUUCAACGUUCUCACAAUUUUGUUCCAAUGGAGAACAAAAUUUGGCUAAUAUUGCUUUACCUUGCAAUCUGCGUAACCUAUAAUUUGGGGGGUGAAAUAUGUAGUGAUAAUCCCAAAGCCUAUCAAAAUUAUUUAGGAACGAAAACGCCCUACAGAUUUGUUGGAAAUAAUACUUUUGGAAGAAUAGAGUACCCAGGAUGUACUACUAAGAAAAUUUGGAUGAUAGUGAGACAUGGCACUAGGAACCCCAGUCACUCGUUCAUUGAAUCCAUGAAUAAUAGAUUGCCCCAAAUAAGAGAUCUCAUAUUGAAGCAUAAUACAAUUUCAUCAGAAGUUUUACACAAUUCUGAUUUGAUGGCAUUUCAAAAAUGGGAUGCAAAGCUCCACAAAAAAGAUUCAAAAAAAUUAACACACGAAGGACAAAAUGAAUUGAUCAAUAUAGCUGAGAGAAUGCAAAGUAGAUUUCCAUCUCUCCUCAGUAAUAUUUACAGUAAUACCUCUUAUAAGUUCAAGUUUACCGAUUCACAAAGAACAAAGAAAAGUGCAUAUUAUUUUGCUGUAGGACUUUUCGGUAAAAAUACAGCUAAGUCAGUUUGGUAUCCUGAGCCCUCAAAGAAAGACCCCAUUCUGAGAUUUUAUAAACUGUGCAAGAAGUGGAGGAACGAUGUUAAACUAAAUCCUGAGAGCUUAUCGCACAGAACAGCUUUUGGAGCGAGUCCUCUGAUGACAAAGAUUGUUACAGAGAUUAGUGAUAGAUUAAAGUUGCCGAAGAACAGUUUAACAUUCGAUGAUGCUUACACCAUGUAUUCAACUUGUGCCUUCGAAACUGCUUGGAAAGCGAAUGUGAAGUCACCUUGGUGUUCUGCUUUCACUAUAAAUGAUAUGAAGGCAUUUGAAUACUACGAAGAUUUGAAAUAUUACUGGAUUGAUGGAUAUGGUUAUAAUUUGAAUCAUAAACAGGCAUGUGUGGCCUUUGAUGAUGUUGUGUCUUUCUUCAACAGUAAGAGCUCCUAUCCUAAGGCAACUGUUUAUUUCACCCAUUCUGGAACUCUUUUGAAAGUAAUGUCGCACUUUGGACUAUAUAAGGAAGAUCAACCGCUCACUGAGAAUAACUUCAACGAUAAAGUUGACAAUAGAACAUUCCGAGUUAGUCGCAUUGGAUCUUUUGCCACUAAUUUGGCGUUAGUGUUAAUGGAUUGUGAAGGAACCCCCAAAAUAUUAGCUCUUCAUCAGGAACGAAUCGUUAGGUUACCCAGUUGUCCCACAAGCGACCUCUGCGGUUUUAAUGAAACUCUAAGAUACUACAGAGGUGACACAGCUACCUGCGAAUUCGAAGAAAUUUGUGAUAACGGAACUGAUGAAACGGAUGAAGAGAACACAGAUGAUAGCAUUUGAGAACAAAAUCAUAACAUCCAGUGAAUAGACAAGCCAGUAGAUGAGUUUAGUUGAGAUAUAUUGCUAAUUCGAUAGUUAGGAAAGUAGAAAGCCGCGGUUUUAAUGAUUCAUACGUAAGUUAUGAAACUGAGAUAACAGUUUUAACGAAAAUGACAUAUUUUUGUAAGGAAAUAUAUUUUAUUUAUUUUGUAACAGAUUGUUAUUAAACUGCCAUGAAACUAA